CAGGAAAGCGGGGAUUUACUAACAUGAUCUUGGCAAACGCCUUUUGCAUCGUCCUCUUCGUAGAUGAGCUCCUCCGGUCGCUGGCAGCCCCCCCGUCCCCCCCGGGGCAGGACCCCCAUGGCUGGCGGGUGCCUGUGGACUGUGUCCGAGCCAACGAGCUGUGUGCGGCAGAGCCGAGCUGCAGCUCCCGGUACCGCACGCUGCGGCAGUGCCUGGCCGGGCGCGACAGGAACACCAUGCUGGCCAACAAGGAAUGCCAGGCAGCCCUGGAGGUGCUGCAGGAGAGCCCCCUCUACGACUGCCGCUGCAAGAGAGGCAUGAAGAAGGAGCUUCAGUGCCUUCAGAUCUACUGGAGUAUACACCUGGGGCUGACCGAAGGAGAAGAGUUCUAUGAAGCUUCCCCCUACGAGCCGGUCACCUCUCGUCUCUCUGAUAUAUUCAGACUUGCUUCAAUGUUCUCAGGGAUGGACCCUGCCGCCAACUCCAAAAGCAACCACUGCCUGGAUGCGGCCAAAGCCUGCAACCUGAACGACAACUGCAAGCGCCUGCGCUCGGGCUACAUCUCCACGUGCAGCCGGGAGCUGUCUGCCAGCGAGCCCUGCAGCCGCAGGAAGUGCCACAAGGCUCUGCGGCAGUUCUUCGACCGCGUGCCCAGUGAGUACACCUACCGCCUGCUCUUCUGCUCCUGCAAGGACCAGGCCUGCGCCGAGCGCCGCCGACAAACCAUCGUCCCCUCCUGCUCCUACGAGGACAAGGAGAAGCCCAACUGCCUGGAUCUGCGCAGCGCGUGCCGCACCGAUCACCUCUGCAGGUCCCGUCUGGCUGAUUUCCACACCAACUGCCAAGCCUCCUUCCAGACCCUUACAAGCUGCCCUGGGGACAACUACCAGGCGUGCCUGGGCUCCUAUACAGGGCUCAUCGGCUUCAACAUGACACCCAACUACAUUGAUGCCAGCAUCACCAGCAUCACCAUCUCACCCUGGUGCUCUUGCAAAGGCAGUGGCAACAUGGAAGAAGAGUGCGAGAAGUUCCUCAGAGACUUCACAGAAAACCCAUGUCUCCGAAACGCCAUCCAAGCCUUUGGCAACGGCACUGAUGUGAACCUCUCCCCCAAGAAUCCCUUGCCCCCCAUCACCCUGCCACCCAAGACAGAGAAGAGUCCUGCGUUGCCAGAUGACAUCAAUGACAGCAACACUAUGUAUGAUACGAGCAUCAUCACCACCUGCACCUCUGUCCAGGAGCACGGACUGAAGCUGAACAAGUCCAAAGAGCAGAACCUGUGCUACUCAGAGACGCAGCUCACCACGGACAUCAUGCCAGACCAGAAGACCUUUGUGGACCAGAAUGCAGGCGGCAGCCGACACUGGGCAGGCCGGAUCCUGCCCAUUGUGCCCAUCCUCUUGCUGCUGCUGGUGUUAUAGAGGAUGAGGAUGGCGGCUGCCGGCAGGACGGGGACGCUUGCAUCAGUGGCCCAGGCGCGCCUCGGCACGCUGGCCCUCGCCUUGCCUCCUGCUGCGGUGAUGGGAAGAGGAGGAUUCGCCUCAUGGAGACUGGAAUGCUCCCAAGUGCCGGUGCUGCUGAGCCCGGGUGCCAGGAGGAUCCUCACCGUGUUGGGGAACUUUGGUGGUUUUCUUCCUAUUUUCAUUUUUCCCUUUUUUGGGGGGGUCUUUUAUGGUGCGUUGGGUUUCUUUUCUACAGCGGCUCGUGGUGAAACCCCCUGCCCUGCCACAGGGGAUCCGGAGCUGAAAUAUCCAGAGGGAAAAUAAGUGUCGAGCAGAGCAUUGCAAAGGUUGUUUGCAGGACCCAUCAGCCUGGGUGGCUGCAGGGAUGGUGAAGUUCCCGCAUCAGAACAUCCCAUAGGAUGGAUGUGCCGUUGGGAGACUUUUCCAUUUCUUCCAAGGGGACUUGUUCAAGCUCUUGACAUCGUUAUUGGGGUUUUGUUGGAUUUUUCCUUUUCCCGUGCUCAAUGAGGGUUUUCAAGUGGAAGAGAAAAGAAACUGCUGUUCAAACGUUGUGAGCUUGUCCUGAUGUUUCAAUCUGUCACUGCAGGGGGAGAUUGUCCUUCAUUAUUUUUCCCUUUUUUUAUUAAUCUCCAUCUGGUCAAAUCUGGUUUGGGAUGGGACCCAACCCACCCGUGGCUGGAAACCUCUAGAUGUUCCUCUCCCCUUUCUUUCUUUUUUAUAUACAUAUAUAGUGUAUGUAUAUACCUUUCACCUAUACCUACAUAUAUGUAUGUAUAUACAUAACCAUAUCCAUCUACAGUGUGGCUUUUUACAUUUCCUUUUUUUCCGUUCUUUUUAAAAGAAAAUUGCUCAAAUGGCAGCAAUUACUUUAAAAAAUGUAUUAUUGUAAAAUUUAUUUUUUUUAAUGAUGUCUAUAAUGGAAAAAAAAAAAGAAUAAUUCCAAUAAACCAAGAACAACCAACCCAGGACCGAAGCAGCA
Molecule: messenger RNA, 2442 nt
Organism: Melopsittacus undulatus (budgerigar)
Lineage: Eukaryota; Metazoa; Chordata; Aves; Psittaciformes; Psittaculidae
Gene: GFRA2
Product: GDNF family receptor alpha 2
Exons: 9
Coding region: 24-1421 (465 amino acids)
Biological process (GO): nervous system development
Cellular component (GO): signaling receptor complex; external side of plasma membrane
Molecular function (GO): glial cell-derived neurotrophic factor receptor activity
Source: RefSeq, a predicted model, not a curated record